AUGUUGAAAAGCGGUGAUAAUCCCUCAUCCGAUGCUGACUGGAAGGCGUCCCUUACUCUCCCGAAAAAAGAUUUGCGCCUCAAGACAGCCGACGUCACAGCGAUCAAAGGGAACAGCUUCGAGGAUUUUUGUCUAAAACGCGAUAUCCUCAAAGGUAUCUAUGAGAAGGGUUGGGAAUAUCCAUCACCGAUCCAAGAAUCCAGCAUCCCAGUGGCACUUACUCGCCGAGACAUCAUGGCCCGCGCGAAGAACGGUACCGGAAAAACCGGUGCUUACUCAGUACCACUCCUGGAGUCCAUAGACACAUCUCUUAACAAGAUACAAGCCAUGAUCCUUGUCCCAACGCGCGAGCUUGCUCUUCAAACUAGCCAGAUCUGUAUAGAACUGGCGAAGCACACUGCAAUCAAAGUUAUGCUCGUAAUCGGUGGCACACUUCUGAAGGACGACUUGAUUCGUUUGAGCCAGACUGUCCAUGUUUUGAUUGGAACUCCUGGUCGACUAGUUGAUCUGUUUAACCGCAACUUACUGGACAUUUCAAAAUGCAAAUCAGUUGUACUUGACGAAGCUGACAAGCUCCUCUCUGAGGAAUUGAAGGGUGCGGUUGAACAGCUGCUGAAUGCAGUAGACGAAAACCGCCAAGUCAUGGUGUACUCUGCUACCUACCCGGUUACUGUCCAGUCCUUCAUGCAAAAGCACUUGCGCAACCCAUAUCAAAUUAACCUCAUGGAAACCCUCACCCUGAAGGGCAUAACGGAGUAUUAUGCUUAUGUGCAAGAGAAACACAAGGUUCACUGUCUUAAUACCCUUUUUUCAAAGUUACAAAUUUGCCAAUCGAUCAUUUUCUGCAGCAGUGCUCAACGUGUUGAACUUCUGGCGAAAAAGAUCACACAGCUUGGCUACUCAUGUUAUUAUAUUCAUGCCAGGAUGUCUCAGCAGGAUCGUAAUCGCGUCUUUCAUGACUUCCGAAAUGGCUGUUGCCGAAAUCUCGUUUGUACAGAUCUUCUUACCCGUGGAAUCGACAUUCCUUCCGUUAAUGUUGUUAUUAAUUUUGACUUCCCAAAAUAUGCAGAGAGCUAUCUUCAUCGUAUCGGCCGGUCUGGUCGCUUCGGUCAUCUGGGAAUCGCUAUCAACUUGGUCACAUACGCUGACAGAUAUGCCUUAAAAACCAUUGAAACGGAGUUGAUGACCGAGAUUAAACCCAUCCCAAAAGAGAUCGACAAGCGGCUGUACGUUGCAGAGUACCAGAAUGAAGGUGACUUGGAUCCGGCCGCACGGGAGGCUUUGUUCAACGGUCUCGGCUUGCCUCCCGCAGAAAGCAAAGAGACCGUGACCAACACUCAAUAG
Molecule: messenger RNA, 1344 nt
Organism: Opisthorchis viverrini
Lineage: Eukaryota; Metazoa; Platyhelminthes; Trematoda; Opisthorchiida; Opisthorchiidae
Exons: 3
Coding region: 1-1344 (447 amino acids)
Biological process (GO): P-body assembly; cytoplasmic stress granule assembly
Cellular component (GO): P-body; cytoplasmic stress granule
Molecular function (GO): RNA helicase activity; mRNA binding; ATP binding
Source: RefSeq, a predicted model, not a curated record